UGUAAUAAAAGAGUUGUAAUUUUUUUUAAUAUCGAAUUCUAACUCUGAUUACUGUCGAUGUGAAAAUGGUCGGAUAUCUAAUGCUCAUGAAGUUAUUACAUUGCAAACGCAACCGGCGACGCCGAAAUAAUCAAGAAUAUUCAGAAGUGAAACAAGAAUUUAAAGAUAAUUUACAAUUAAAGAGAGAAAACCUCAACGAAACCCAAACAUGCAGGAUAUGUUUGAAGGAUGGCGAUAUAUCUAUUUUCGGGAAUAGUGAUACUACAGAUAUUUCAGAAGAUGUUCGUACAUUUGCUGACAUAGAAAUUAGCCAGGAUGAUCCAUAUCCUAAGUUCCUUUGCCAGUCAUGCCAUUCUCUUUUGCAAGGAGCACUACUCUUCCGAAAAACAGCUCAAAUAUCAGACGAAACUUUACGCCGGCCGCCUUCAAUUCACUCUAAUAACGACGAAAAUAUGGCUAUGGAUAAUUAUUAUGAGUCUGAAAUAAAAGAUAUUAAAGAAUCAAGUGAUUAUCACUGCAAAAGAUGUGAUAUAUCAUUUAAUACAUUUCAAGAGUAUAGUGAGCACAGAUUGUCCCAGGAACACGAAAAUAUGCGUCAAGUGUGCCCCAUAUGCAACAAUAGUUAUACAGCAAUAUACUUCAAGAAGCAUUUAGCACUUCAUAAAUUGGACACUCCGUACAUGUGUGACAUAUGCGGAAAGCAAUUUGUUAUUCAGGGGCAGUUUACGAGGCACAGAGUGACGCAUUUCUAUAAUCUUCCCUUUAAAUGUUCAUUGUGUCCAUACAGAGGCAGGUUCAGUGAGUCGUUAAAGAUGCAUAUGAGAACUCACACUGGUGAAAAGCCUUACCAAUGCUCACAAUGUCCUUCUAGAUUUGUGAACAAAAGUAAUUUAAAUAAGCACAUGUUAAUUCACAAAGGAGACCGUAAUUUCAAAUGUGAAUCAUGUGGUAGGGGAUUCUAUACGAAACACGACUUGGAUUUACAUUUCAAAGUGGAUCACACAGGGAUUAAGGACCAUAUUUGUAAUAUAUGUGGUAAAGCAUUUGGAUAUCGUAAACAAAUGAUGAAACAUCAGCUUAAAGUACACAAGAGACAAAAAUUGAGGAGUGGGAGAAUGCCUUUAUAUUUGCAAGUGGAUUCUAAACUUCAGCAAAAAUGUUAGAUGUUAAUAUUGUAAUUCAAUGGGGAUAUGAUAUUAAAAUGAUGGAACAUUCAUUCAUCAUGAACAUUCUUAGAAGUAGAAUACAACAAAUGACUGAAUAUACUAAAUGCUUUGAUUAUAGAAUAUAUUAAUAAUGUUGUGUUUGAUUUUAUUUACUUUGGUUUGCCAUAAUGAAUGUGUGGAAUUAUACAACAUAUUUUUUG
This is a messenger RNA of Zerene cesonia (dogface butterfly), 1366 nucleotides long. Its product is annotated as gastrula zinc finger protein XlCGF17.1-like. Gene Ontology annotation, molecular function: zinc ion binding. The transcript has a single exon. Gene Ontology annotation, cellular component: nucleus. Bases 66 to 1163 code for a protein of 365 amino acids. Lineage: Eukaryota; Metazoa; Arthropoda; Insecta; Lepidoptera; Pieridae. The record is from RefSeq and is a predicted model, not a curated record.